UCGGGCCGUGAGGCACAAACAGGCUGCUUUGGCCAGCAGGGACCUUCCUGUCUCCCCUCAGGCUGCUGUGGGAGACAUUUCCCUUCACCCCUCAGAGGGGGCCUGUCCCAGGCCAGGGGAUGUGUGGGCUCCAGCUCCGGCCUUGUGAUGGCCCCCGGCAGUUGCUCUCUGCCCCCCAUCCCCUCAGCCCAGCUGGGCCCCUCUGCGUGGGGCUGGGGGAGUCUCCCAACGGGGCCGUUUGCUCCGCAGCCUCAGCUCCUGCUGGGUCCCUGCCUCAGGGCAGCUGCUGCCCCGUCCCCCUCAGGCCAAGCGGCUCCGGGUCAUUUGCCGAAUGUCCCCAGAACAAAAGUUCCCCUUGGCAAACGGCCGAUUCGGGGAAACGAGAUAUGAGAAAACAGGGAGGAGGGUUAAAAGUUGGGAAUUAGGGCUGCCGAUGGGGUCACUGAGCAGAGGAGCCUGGGCAGGACUCACUCCAGAGACGCCCCGGGGCUCUGGUCGCAGACCUGGGGUGCAAGAGAAAUGGGAAAAGGCCACCGCCUGCUGGGGCCGUAGAUGGCCGUGGUGGUUGAUGCCAGAGAGGGGCUGAUGGGGAGGUUUGGCCAGGCUGUGGGGCCGUGGGUGGGGUGUGCUAGGGGAGCGGGGAGAAGCACAGCCACGUGCCCAGCCGGACAAGCUGCGAGAGGGGCUGUGACCUGGGAAACAUGCCAAGGUGUCAGCAGCGGACCGGCUGGAGGAUACCGCGCCUGCACAGGAGUGGAGGGCCCAGAACUGGACACAAUACUCCAGAUGUGGCAUCACCAGAGCCGAAUAAAGGGGAAUAAUCUCCUCUCAGGAAUAAUCAUUUCAGAAGUGAGAAGCUGGAGUGAAGACCCUGCUUCAGACUCCUGGGGAAAAAACAAAUGUGACUUGUGCUGCAGAGAGCAGGAUUUUGCAGAAGAAGUAAAGCCAGAGAUUUUGCCAGGCCCACAGAAGCACCAGAAAACAUACAGGGUUAACUUCCCACAGGCAGGCUUCUUCAGAUGCUCUAAAACUGAACUGGGGUUCGAGGUGACGGCAGCCGUGACCAUCAAAUACGAGUAUGAAUCCUGGCGUUGCCAUCAGACUAAACUGGAGAAGCAGCAGUGGAUGGUGGCCGGCCCGUUGUUCAACAUCCGGGCAGAACCGGCCGGGGCCGUGGCAGCCCUGCACCUCCCGCACUUCCUGUGCCUGGCAGGGGCAGAGGCUGAUGUCACCCGGCUGCGAGUCGCCCAUUUUGUCGGUGGGAGGAUGACGCUGGAGGAGCCAACGCGAGUGAUGCCUUUCCACACCGUACUGGAGAGUCCCACCUUCUCCUUGUGGGGAGUUGUCACUCAAAUACUCAAACGUUUCCGAUCUCCUUCGAUCCACAGCAUCGCGCUGCUCUACCGGGCAUUCAGGGCUCAAAAUGUAACGCUUCACCUGUACCUGAUACCUGACAUCCGUGCUCUGAAAGAGGUAAUCGAUGACAAUGAAAGGAAGAACAAAUCAAUACGUGUGCGCAAGCCUUCUAAAACCAAGCCAUUGACCUAUGGCUCCCACUGUUCAGUAUCCAGCCCGUCCAAUAUAGAAGUAACACCUGAGGACUUGGAGUUCUGUUAUGUGGACCCCCAAGAUGAACAUCUGUACAUAGAGAUUUACACCCCGGGCUUUGAGGACAGGCUGGAGCUCAGCUUGGAAACACAAAAUGAAAGGCAACCCAUCUGGAAGGCCUUUGUGAGACCAGGGGACAUUGAGCCGGGUUCGCCACCAGCACAGCGCCACACAGGAGGCGGCCGGAGGAAGACAAAGAGAGAUCAUCUCCUGGGCGCCCUGAAAGACCUGCAGAAGGCUGAGCUGAAGGAGUUCAAGAGCAAGCUGACGGACAUGGAGCUGGAGGGACACCACACACACAUAGCUCGACGUGACCUGGAGAAGGCAGGGCCUGUGGAGAUCACUCAGCUGCUGAUCGGUCACUACACGGAGCGCGAUGCGGUGGGGGUGACCAUGAUGGUGCUGGAUGCCAUCAACAAGAGAGACCUGGCAGAGAAACUCCGCAGGGCAACAACAAUGGGUGAUCAGGAAUGAGCCAUGGGAGAAGAUCAGUCUCCGCCUUGCAAGGGAUCCCAUUGCAUCUCUGUGUCCGCAUCCUCCCAUUUCUCUGGGUUCUAAGCACAAUCCCAGAUCGGAUAAACCCCGCUGUCUCCAUAAAUCAGAGCCCUCAGGAACUGGAUACAAAUCAGUUCCUUUCUAAGUCCACAGUGACAGAGACGCAGCCAUGUUAGUCUGGUCUAGCUGAAAUCUUGUUAGUCUUUAAAGUGAUACAUAGUUCUGUCUUUUGUUUCUAAGUCCAUGGCUUUCUGACCCUUUCGAAUCUGGGUUCACUUUAAUUGUUUCUCUAUUUUCCCCCUUCCCCAAACUGUUUUUAAACCACCCCCCCCUGCUCUUGUCUGCAACCUGCAGUUAAUGGGUCUGUCGACACUAGGAAACUAUUUCAGAAUAACUACAUUUGAAAUAAUAACUCCCAAAAUAACAAUUUUGAAAUAAGCUUAUUCUCUGAGAAAAUGGGGAAUGAAGAUUUUGAAAUAAUCAGCCUGUUAUUUCAAAAUAAUGGGCUUGGUACCAUGGACCCACUGCUUGUUAUUUCUAAAUAAGGGGGGUUAUUUCAAAGUAACUCCCUAGUGUAGACCAAGGCAGUCAGUCUUGAUUUUAUUAUAUCCUUACCUGUAUGAGUUUGUUCUUAAUCCUUCCACUAGUUACCCUGCAGGGUGUUAAACAGUUGCUAUUAGACAUUUUUUUAACUCACCGUGUUCAGAUUACUUGUAUCCAAGAGUUUUAAAAGAUUUGGAUCAGAGUUGUUGGUGUUCUUUUCCAAUAAUUCUUGGAACACCUGCAAUAUUCAAGAAGACUGGAAGAAAGUGAAUGUUGUGCCAGUAUUUUCAAAGGGUAAAUGAAGUGACUCAGGUAAUUAUAGACAGGUUGGCCUGACAUAAAUCCUGGGCAAGAUAAUGGUGCAGCCAACAUGGGACUUAAUACAAAGUGUAAUGAAGGUAAUAACAAUAAUGCUAAUCACAAUGGGUUUUUGGACUAUAGAUCCUGUUGAGCAGUUUGAUAACGUUUUUCAUGAGAUUACAAUAGG
Messenger RNA from Pelodiscus sinensis (Chinese soft-shelled turtle), 3133 nucleotides. Lineage: Eukaryota; Metazoa; Chordata; Testudines; Trionychidae. The record is from RefSeq and is a predicted model, not a curated record.